This is a messenger RNA of Tupaia belangeri chinensis (Chinese tree shrew), 4928 nucleotides long. It is a transcript of the gene JAK1, whose product is annotated as Janus kinase 1. Gene Ontology annotation, biological process: cell surface receptor signaling pathway via JAK-STAT; growth hormone receptor signaling pathway via JAK-STAT; intracellular signal transduction. Gene Ontology annotation, cellular component: membrane; cytoskeleton; cytosol. The record is from RefSeq and is a predicted model, not a curated record. Lineage: Eukaryota; Metazoa; Chordata; Mammalia; Scandentia; Tupaiidae. Gene Ontology annotation, molecular function: non-membrane spanning protein tyrosine kinase activity; ATP binding; growth hormone receptor binding.
GAAUGAAAAUUGGUCAAGAUGAUUUGAGUACCUGAGAAGACCUGAUACAGUCUUCUGAGUCAUCAGAGGCAGACAAAACUACAUUUGAUACAGUUUUGGUGCACUCUGCCAUAUUCACAUCUCUGGAAACCUAGCUCUGAACGGGCCAUUGAAAAAUAGAGAAGAAAACCCAGUCUGCUUUUUGGGGGACACCAGACAGCCGAAUAAAUGCAGUAUCUAAAUAUAAAAGAGGACUGCAAUGCCAUGGCUUUCUGUGCUAAAAUGAGGAGCUCCAAGAAGACCGAGGUGAACCUGGAGGCCCCGGAGCCAGGGGUGGAGGUGGUCUUCUACCUGUCGGACAGGGAGCCCCUCCGGCUGGGCGCUGGGGAGUACACGGCGGAGGAGCUGUGCAUCCGGGCCGCACAGGAAUGCUCUAUCUCUCCUCUGUGUCAUAACCUCUUUGCCCUGUACGAUGAGAAAACCAAGCUCUGGUAUGCUCCGAAUCACACCAUCACCAUCGAUGACAAAACGUCGCUCCGGCUCCACUACCGAAUGAGGUUCUACUUCACCAACUGGCAUGGGACCAAUGACAAUGAGCAGUCAGUGUGGCGGCAUUCUCCAAAGAAGCAGAAAAACGGCUAUGAGAAAAAAAAGGUUCCAGAUGCAACCCCACUUCUGGAUGCCAGCUCACUGGAGUAUCUGUUUGCUCAGGGACAGUAUGAUUUGGUCAAAUGCCUGGCCCCCAUUCGAGACCCCAAGACGGAGCAGGAUGGGCAUGAUAUCGAGAACGAGUGUCUGGGAAUGGCUGUCCUGGCCAUCUCACACUAUGCUAUGAUGAAGAAGAUGCAGUUGCCAGAGCUUCCCAAGGACAUCAGCUACAAGCGAUAUAUUCCAGAAACGUUGAAUAAGUCCAUCAGACAGAGGAACCUUCUCACCAGAAUGCGUAUCAAUAAUGUUUUCAAGGAUUUCCUAAAGGAAUUUAACAACAAGACCAUCUGUGACAGCAGUGUGUCCACACAUGACCUGAAGGUGAAAUACCUGGCUACCUUGGAAACCUUGACAAAACAUUAUGGUGCUGAAAUAUUUGAGACGUCCAUGCUACUGAUUUCAUCAGAAAAUGAGAUGAAUUGGUUUCAUUCAAAUGACAGUGGCAACAUCCUCUACUACGAAGUGAUGGUGACUGGAAAUCUUGGGAUCCAGUGGAGGCAGAAACCCAAUGUUGUUCCUGCUGAAAAAAAUAAACUGAAGCGGAAAAAACUGGAAAAUAAACACAAAAAGGAUGAGGAGAAAAUAAAAAUCUGGGAAGAAUGGAACAAUUUUUCUUACUUCCCUGAAAUCACUCACAUUGUAAUAAAGGAGUCUGUGGUUAGCAUUAACAAACAGGACAACAAAAAAAUGGAACUGAAGCUCUCUUCCCACGAGGAGGCCUUGUCAUUUGUGUCCCUGGUGGACGGCUACUUCCGGCUCACAGCAGAUGCCCAUCAUUUCCUCUGCACCGACGUGGCUCCCCCACUGAUCGUUCACAACAUACAGAACGGCUGUCAUGGUCCAAUCUGCACAGAAUACGCCAUCAAUAAAUUACGGCAAGAAGGAAGCGAGGAGGGCAUGUACGUGCUGCGAUGGAGCUGCACCGACUUUGACAACAUCCUCAUGACCGUCACUUGCUCGGAGAAGUCUGAGGUCCUUGGUAGCCAGAAGCAGUUUAAGAACUUUCAAAUCGAGGUGCAGAAGGGCCGCUACAGCCUGCACGGCUCGGACCGCAGCUUCCCCAGCCUGGGAGACCUCAUGAGCCACCUCAAGAAGCAGAUCCUGCGCACGGACAACAUCAGCUUUGUGCUGAAACGCUGCUGCCAGCCGAAGCCCCGAGAGAUCUCCAACCUGCUGGUGGCUACUAAGAAAGCCCAGGAGUGGCAGCCCGUCUACCCUAUGAGCCAGCUGAGUUUCGACCGGAUCCUCAAGAAAGAUAUCAUGCAGGGCGAGCACCUUGGGAGAGGCACGAGGACACACAUCUACUCAGGGACCCUGGUGGAUUACAAGGAUGACGAAGGGACUUCUGAAGAGAAGAGAAUAAAAGUGAUCCUCAAAGUCCUAGACCCCAGCCACAGGGACAUCUCUCUGGCCUUCUUCGAGGCGGCCAGCAUGAUGAGACAGGUGUCCCACAAGCACAUCGUGUACCUCUAUGGCGUCUGUGUCCGUGACGUGGAGAAUAUCAUGGUUGAAGAGUUUGUGGAGGGGGGACCCCUGGAUCUCUUCAUGCACCGGAAGAGUGAUGUCCUCACCACGCCCUGGAAGUUCAAAGUUGCCAAGCAGCUGGCCAGUGCCCUGAGCUACUUGGAGGACAAAGACCUGGUCCAUGGAAACGUGUGCACCAAAAACCUUCUCCUGGCCCGCGAGGGCAUCGACAGUGAGUUCGGCCCCUUCAUCAAGCUCAGCGAUCCCGGCAUCCCCAUCACUGUGCUGACCAGGCAAGAGUGCAUCGAGCGGAUCCCAUGGAUUGCCCCUGAGUGUGUGGAGGACUCCAAGAACCUGAGCGUGGCUGCGGACAAGUGGAGCUUCGGGACCACACUCUGGGAAAUCUGCUACAACGGCGAGAUCCCGCUGAAGGAUAAGACGCUGAUUGAGAAAGAGAGAUUCUAUGAAAGUCGGUGCAGGCCAGUGACACCAUCUUGCAAGGAGCUGGCUGACCUCAUGACCCGCUGCAUGAACUAUGACCCUAACCAGAGACCCUUCUUCCGCGCCAUCAUGAGAGACAUUAACAAGCUGGAAGAGCAGAAUCCAGACAUAGUUUCGGAAAAAAAACCAGCAACUGAGGUGGAUCCCACACAUUUUGAAAAGCGCUUCCUCAAGAGGAUCCGUGAUUUGGGGGAGGGCCACUUUGGGAAGGUCGAGCUCUGCAGGUAUGACCCCGAGGGGGACAAUACAGGGGAACAGGUGGCUGUCAAGUCCCUGAAGCCCGAGAGUGGAGGUAACCACAUAGCAGAUCUGAAGAAGGAAAUAGAAAUCUUAAGGAACCUCUAUCACGAGAACAUUGUGAAGUACAAAGGGAUCUGCACAGAAGAUGGAGGAAAUGGAAUUAAGCUCAUCAUGGAAUUCUUGCCUUCGGGAAGCCUUAAGGAAUAUCUUCCAAAGAAUAAGAACAAAAUUAACCUCAAACAGCAGCUAAAAUAUGCCGUUCAGAUCUGUAAGGGAAUGGACUACUUGGGCUCUCGGCAGUACGUUCACCGGGACUUAGCCGCAAGAAAUGUUCUGGUGGAGAGUGAGCACCAAGUCAAAAUUGGAGACUUUGGCUUAACCAAAGCCAUUGAAACCGAUAAGGAGUACUACACCGUCAAGGAUGACCGCGACAGUCCAGUGUUUUGGUAUGCUCCAGAAUGUUUGAUUCAGUGUAAAUUUUAUAUCGCCUCGGACGUCUGGUCUUUCGGAGUGACUCUGCACGAGCUGCUUACCUACUGUGAUUCAGAUUCUAGUCCCAUGGCCUUGUUCCUGAAAAUGAUAGGCCCAACGCACGGCCAGAUGACAGUGACGAGACUCGUGAACACAUUAAAAGAAGGAAAGCGUUUGCCUUGUCCUCCUAACUGCACAGAUGAGGUUUAUCAACUUAUGAGAAAAUGCUGGGAAUUCCAACCAUCCAAUCGGACAUCCUUUCAGAGCCUUAUUGAAGGAUUUGAAGCACUUUUAAAAUAAGCAUGAAUAACAUUUGAAUUUCACUGUUUAUCAGGUCUUCUUUCCCCCAAGCCAUUUAAGAAAAUUUUAAUGGAAAAAUUUUGUAUUCUAAAAAGUCACUCAAAUACUUGAGUGUGUACUUUAUAAGGCACAGUGGUGCUUGUGUGUAGAGACUUACUCUUUCAAUCUGGCACCUGUAACAGUGACAACCAAAAGAUGAGAAAGCACUCCUUUAGGAAAGAGCAUGCCGUUUUAUCUGGGUGGUUGGCCAUCCUGAUUGCGUUCAACCAUGGGAUUUUGAAAACAAGAGGAGCUGACCAAAGACAAGAUGAUUACUUGUCUCAGCUUCUAGUUGAUCAGAAAUGUCCCUCUGGCAUGUUGAUUAGAGAGAAAGAUGAAUGGUCUUAGCAGUGCUCUAAAAUGCUCUCAAAUUUGGUAUCUACAUGGUGAUAGACCCGUCUUAAAAUGGUUAGAUGCCAGUUAGUAUACUGUUGUUUCUAUACAAAAAUGAGUGUAUUCCUGUCACCAGUUAGGACUUCAACCUUGAGUUGUUUCUCCAGAGACUUAGCUCCUGUUCCCUUGGGUGACCACUGGUACCCAUUUUUGAGAAAACUGGUUAUACGCAGGGGGACAGCUGGGGAAUAGCUACUUUGCUGCAUGUUAAUUCUUGAGAACUAAGUCUUGCCAGUGCUUUCCUAAGCAGUGUACCUUUCAUCAGAACCAAUUCCCGGAACCCAGAUGCUAUUCCACAUGCUUUUCCAGACGUCAGUGUAUAUCCUUUUAUAACGCUGCCACUUCGGGGCAAGGUGUUCCAGCGCUGCUUUUGGAUGCUGAAUGUGCCACAUCCAUUGCACUGUUCCUAGAGUGUGUUUCAUACUCCCCGCCCAUCUACGAGGGCCGAUCAUUAUUUGACCAUCACCCUGUGGUGCAAAACUUGAAAGACCAGCCCCAGCUAGAGGCACUGUGGAGUUCAGGAUCCACUAGACAGUUUGCAGGUUGCUGGGAGGUAGCUAGGUAAUCCCGAGUGAUCUCCGAUUCAGUGUGAACCAUAAAGAUCAUUACGCCCAGGACUCUGAAGAACCUUUGUUCAUGCUGUCUAGUAUCGUUCAGUAGUGUUCCUUUUCACCUUUGAGCCCAAAAGUGAGUUCAGGAUUGAUUCCAUGGCAACCACAGCAACUUGCCAUUUGUUCAACAGCCCAUCAGCAAGGUCUCUGUCUGCGUGAAACCUGUGGCCACUCUGUAUGCACUUUGUUUACUCUUUAUACAAAUAAAUAUACUAAAAAUGG